AUGGCUAUUAAUAGUGAUAGGAGUCAGUAUUUUCUGAUCAGAAGCUCCUUGAACUCUUCGGAACGUAUUGAGAUGUUUGAAUUUCUUUUGAAGCGUAUCGAGGUAUUCGCUUGGUGUCCGAGCGAAAUUAUGAGUUUGGAUCUGUCGGUUGCCUCACAUUCCUUGAACGUUGAUCCUACUCGGAAAUCGGUCAUUCAGAAAGUGCAACAUUCGUCACCAUUGCAUGUGGAGGCAGUAGUGAAGGAAGUGGAACAGCUACUUACAGCCGGAGCCAUUCGAGAGGUUCUCUACCCAACCUGGUUGGCCAACACAGUCGUCGUCCCGAGGAAGAAUGGCAAGUUAAGAGUUUGUGUGGACUAUAUGAAUCUAAACGACGCUUGCCCGAUGGAUCGGUUUCCACUGCUUCGGAUCGAACAGAUGGUUGAUGCUACUACCGGUUACGAGCGUCUCAGUUUCCUAGAUGCCUACCGCAGUUAUCACCAGAUUGCGAUGCAUCUGGAUGACCAGGAAAAAACCGCUUUCAUCACACCUCGAGGAGUUUACUGCUAUAAGGUAGUCCCGUUCGGCCUAAAAAACGCGGGGGCUACCUAUCAGAGAACCAUUAUGAUGCUCUUUGGCAAACAAAUCGGUAAGACAAUGGAAGCUUACAUCGAUGAUAUGGUAGUCAAAAGCAGAUUUAGUCAGGAUCACCCGGAUGAUUUGGGACGAACCUUUGAUGUUUUGUUGAAAUACAAGCUCCGCCUGAAUGCCGAGAAAUGUGCAUUCGGCGUAAGUUCUGGGAAGCUCCUCGGAUUCAUCGUCAGUCGCCACGGCAUCGAAGCGGAUCCGAAACAACUUGCCGUUGUACAGAACCUUCGUGCGCCGACAACAAUCAAAGAACUCCAGCGGCUUACCGGAAUGCUCACCGCCUUACACCAUUUUAUUCGUCGAUCUGGGGAUAUUUGUCGACCAUUCUUUCAAGCCAUGAAAACCAGUAGGCGUGGUUUUAUUUGGACGGAGGAUUGCGAGCAGUCCCUAAGGAAUUUAAAGGCAUAUCUCUCUCGGGCUCCACUCCUCGUUACUCUUGUCAGCGACGAAGAUCUGUACCUCUAUCUGGCCGUCUCAGAUCACGCGACCAACCCACCGAAUCGUGGUUCUUACCGAGUACCCUUGAAAACUGUUCUUCGGAAAAUAGAUUCCUCUAGCCGAAUUCUGAAGUUCUCUCAAGAUUUGGCCAAUUACGACAUUACGUUCGAACCACGGACCUCGGUGAAAGGUCAAGCUUUAGCUAAUUUCUUCGCCGAGCUAACACCUGGCCUUCAGGACGAAGCCAACCUUCUUUUGCAGGCCGAAGAAAAUCAGCGGCUUGCCGAUACCGAAGUUAGCAAUGAUACUGCCGAACCGAGAUUCGACACCACCCGCACCCGGUUCACCAUAGGUAACAAACGUCCCAAACUGGAGUGGAAAAUAUUUUUCGGUGAUGCUUGGCGUCUGAACGUAGACGGUGCCGCAAAUGUCCAUGGAGCUGGGGCUGGAAUCGUUCUCAUUUUGCCCGUCGAUACUUUAGUCGUCGGCCAUCUUAACGACGAUUAUCAGGCGAAAGACGGCCGCAUGAAUGCCUACGUUAGCUGCGUAUUGGCCCUUUUUCGUCGUUUUGGCCAUGUCAAAGUAGAAUGGAUUCCUCAGGAGCACAAUGCGCAUGUAGAUGCCCUUGCUGGUCUCGCUUCGGUUUAUAAAUCGUCCAGUUCCCGAACCAUAAUUUUUGACGCCGUGGAUUCUCCGAGGGUUGAACCAGCUGGAAACCUGAUGAUAUUGGCCGUAUUGCUUGGCCCUAGCCGGAUGGAUCCCAUCAUAGCCUAUCUGAAGGCCCAAACUCUCCCUCCGAACAAGAAGGAAGCCCAUAAAGUUCGCUGCCAAGCGGCGAAUUAUUAUCUCGGUACGCAUGACGUUUUAUAUCGACGCACAUUUACGGGUCCCGACCUUGGAGUUGUUCAUGAAGACCAAGUACCGAGUGUGUUAGAGGAGCUUCACGCUGGUAGCUGUGGUGCACACUCGGGAGGAUGA
Rhododendron vialii is the source of this 2043-nucleotide messenger RNA. RefSeq lists its product as uncharacterized. Gene Ontology annotation, molecular function: nucleic acid binding. The coding region runs from base 1 to 2043 and encodes 680 amino acids. The record is from RefSeq and is a predicted model, not a curated record. The transcript is spliced from 3 exons. Lineage: Eukaryota; Viridiplantae; Streptophyta; Magnoliopsida; Ericales; Ericaceae.